Beta vulgaris subsp. vulgaris (sugar beet) is the source of this 3411-nucleotide messenger RNA. Its product is annotated as topless-related protein 1. Lineage: Eukaryota; Viridiplantae; Streptophyta; Magnoliopsida; Caryophyllales; Amaranthaceae. Gene Ontology annotation, molecular function: protein binding. Bases 707 to 3175 code for a protein of 822 amino acids. The record is from RefSeq and is a predicted model, not a curated record. The transcript is spliced from 26 exons. Gene Ontology annotation, biological process: regulation of DNA-templated transcription.
UUUUUUUUUUUGUAUUUUUUGGUGUCUGUGUCUUGCCUUAUAUAAUAGAGGUAGACGAAAAGCUGCAUGUUCCCCAUAAUACCAUUUCAUUUACACUUCUUUAUCACUGUCAGUCAACAAUGAUACAGAAAGUAGGCACUUCACUUCAUCUCUUGGUUUGUCUCUUCGUCUCCAGUUCCCCAAUUCUGUAAUGAAAGUUGCCGAAAUGAUGAGAUUCAACGAAUAAUUUGUGUUCUUAAUUCUGCAGUUCUGUAGGGAGGAGAAGCUCAAUGAAACUCUUCACGUGCUAGAGCGUGAAACAGCUGUUUUCUUUGACUUGAAUUACUUUGAGGCCCUGAUACUUUCUGGUAGAUGGGAAGAGGUGGAAAGAUAUAUCUUUGGCUAUGGAAACUUGGAGGAUGAUAAGUUCUUGAUCAAGGUUCUUUUUGAAGUUAGGAAGCAAAAGCUCUUGGAAGCACUGGACAUAGGAAAUCACGCAAAGGCACUAGAGAUUGUUAGAGAUGAACUGAAGGUUUUUGCCUCACAUGAUGAAGAGCUCGUCAAGGAAAUUACUCAACUCCUAACAUUUGACGAUUUCAGGGAACAUAAGUUACUGAGAAACUAUGGCGAUAUUUACACUGGAAGAGCCAAUCUUAGCAAAGACUUGAGGAAGAUCAUCGAGGCGGAUCCAGGUUUCCAUGGAAAAUUGGAGUUUCCUACAAUUGGAAUGGCAAGGCUAAGACACCUAAUAAACCAAAGUUUAAAUUGGCAGCAUUUUAAAUGCGAAAAUCCUGAGCCAGUCCCUGAUGUAGAAACCCUUUUUAAGGAUCAUAUGUGUCAAUCAAUUUACCAAUACAUUCAAAGCAAUCUAGAGCCUUCUUAUUCUAUUUAUUUUGAGGCAUCAGAUGUGACUUAUGGUAUGGUCGAGGAUGCUUUUGAAACUGAGUCAACUACAACUUUUCCGGAGGAAAUCUGGCCUUGCCUGGAGGAUAGUUCUGAAAGUGAGCUUUUUGAUUUGCCGGUGACUGUUGGAUGUGUUUUGAAUGAAGAGUCAAAUCCAACUACAAUGGAUUUUCACCCUGUUAAUAAUUCUGUUCUUCUAGUGGGAACUGAUAGUGGAAGUAUAUCACUAUGGGACAUUGCUUUGAGGAGGAAACUACUUUCCAGAAAUUUCAGAAUCUGGUAUAUUGGAGAAUGUUCAAUAAUAUUCAAAGCAGCCCUUUCAAAAAAAAUUCACGUGUCAGCUAAAUGCACAAGAUGGAGCCCUGGUGGUAGCCUCAUUGGUGUGGCAUUUUCAAAACACAUUGUGCAACUAUAUACCUAUGAAGAUGGAAAUGACAUUUUUCAAAGUUUAGAGAUUGAUGCACAUGUUGGCAGUGUCAAUAAUAUAGCAUUUUCUAAACCUGAUAAGGAAACUUUUGUCAUCACUUGUGGCGACGACAAGAUGGUCAAGGUAUGGGAUGCUUUCACGGGUGCAAGUAAAUUUGUUUUUGAUGGUCAUAAAGCUCCUGUCAUCUGUGCUUUUCCAUGCAACAUCAAAGGGGUUAAUUUCAUUUUUUCAACAUCAACAAUGGGUGAAAUGCGAGGAUGGAUGUAUGAUAAUUUAAAAAACAGGAUUGCAGUUGACGAUCCUUGCUGUAGAAGGAUGGUUUGUGCAAAGGAUAGUACAAGGUUCUUUUCAUGCGUGAUAAACGAGGAAGAGAAUUCAUGCAUACUUGAAUGGGAUUAUGAAAAAGGCAGUGUUAAGAAAACAUAUCAAGGACUUGAGAAACCUUGUCCUGGAGUUGUGCAUUUUGAUACCGCUAAAAACCAGGUUUUAGCAGCCGGAGAUAACCACCAAAUAAAGUUUUGGGAUAUGAGAAACUCUAAAUUUGUCUCAUCUACGGAUAUAAGGGAAGGCUUACCUGUAUAUCCAUAUAUUAGAUUCAAUAAGGACGGAACUUUUCUAGCUGUCUCUGCAAUGGAAAACAGAAUUGUGAUAUUGGCUACUGCUAAUGGUGUUGAAUUGUUAAAAUUUUGUCAAGAACAUCAUUCUAUUGCUGAUGCAAGAUGCUUACAGAGAGACGAUGUUAGACUCUUGGAGGUUGCUCCUACUACCAUUGGCGAAGAUAACACCAGUCACGAGCCUUUCCUGUUAGACCAACAUCCUGGACUCUGUGUCCGGAGGCUAUCUGCUGAUGUGAAAGGUGGAAAGAUAUGUAGGAUGGCCUACACUAGUGUUGGUGAUUCAGUGUUGGCAUUAACAUUGAGUGGCACUGUUUUAGUCUGGAAAUGGCUUAGAAAUGACACAAACUCCAUGGAUAAUGAUGAGACUAUUCCUCAAAUAUGGAAGCUGGAGAAUGGAUUUCCUGUUAUGUUAAAUACACCUGGAUCUUUCCCAGACAUAGCUGUGCCGUGCUUGGCAUUGACAAAGAAUAAUUCGUAUCUCAUAUCAGGUUCAGGCGGGGAACUUUCCUUGUUUAAUAUUCAAACUUUCAAGAGGCUUUUGACUUUCGUUCCUUCGCCACCACAAACUACAGCAGUUGCGCUUUACCCUAAAGAUAAUAAUAUAAUUGCAAUAGGCAGAAGUGACUCAACGAUCCUGAUAUAUUAUAUUCCUCUUGGCAAGAUUAAAUAUAAGCUUGAGGGUCAUUCUGGACAAAUUAAGGACCUCGCAAUCUCAACAGCAUUGAAUACGCUCAUUUCAUCAGGAUCUGAUUCUAAGAUUUGUGCAUGGGACUCGGAGAAUUGGGUUAUGAAGACAAGUACAUCUUGGACUAGAUUGACUGGUGGGGCUAAGAUACAGUUUCAUCAAGAUCAAGUCCAUUUCCUUGUCAUUCAUGAUACAGCUCUGGCAAUAUACGAAGCAGAGAAAUUACAGUGCAGAUCCCAGUGGUUUGUUGGAGAAAAGCGCUCUCCAAUUUCAUGUGCAGCUUUUUCCUGUGAUGGCAAGAUGAUAUAUGCCUGCUUUUUUGAUGCAACUUUCUUCAUAUUUGAUGCUUCAAACUUCCAACUAAGCUUGUGCAUUAGUAUGAGGCUUCAAAUCUCCAGUGUCAACGUUCAUCCUUCAGCAAUAACUGUUCAUCCAAAAAAGGCAUACCAAUUUGCUUUAGGGCUUUCAGAUGGCACUGCUGCAAUAUUUGAGCUACCAGAACCACAAUCUGAAUCGGCUCUAUCAUCAAAUGAAUCCUCAGGAUCACAAUUUCACAAUGCCUGAAGAAUAAUUGAUUUCUUUGAGUUGGUGCACAACGAGCUGAGAGUUAAGAUCAUAUGUCUGAUCUUCUGUUAAGACAUCUAAUGAGAUAGAUAGUGGAACUUACUGGGUACGCAACAUGGUUAAUUUCGAUUUGCCAAGUGUGGAACUGUACAAGUGUUGAUGUGAACAGAUCGUGCAAGUUUUCCUUAUAAUAUGGAUCUUCAAGUAUCUUAAUUUCACACUUUGGAACAGCUGAU